Messenger RNA from Acyrthosiphon pisum (pea aphid), 1448 nucleotides. RefSeq names its product GPI mannosyltransferase 3-like. The record is from RefSeq and is a predicted model, not a curated record. The transcript has 3 exons. Bases 543 to 965 code for a protein of 140 amino acids. Lineage: Eukaryota; Metazoa; Arthropoda; Insecta; Hemiptera; Aphididae.
CAUUACAUGUUUUUUCGGUUUUUUGAAAAAUAUAUUCAUUUUUAAAACCAUGACUCUUGGUAGUUGGUACAUUUUCUAACUUGAUUAAUUACCUAUUCAUAGUUCGUACAUGUGUACAUGUGUAUAAUUCAUAAACAUUGUUUUAUUAUUGUAUAAUUAAUAAUUUAUUCUAUUCUUCUUGAUAAAAUCUAAUAGAAAAAAUUAAAAAGAAGAGAAUGCCGAUGGCAUCACCAUAGAACAAUUUAAAGUCGUGCUCAAGACCAUAGACUUAUUAAUAUAGGUCUUUACUCUUUAUAGGUCUAUGCUCAAGACACAAGUAAAAUUUAACACGAUAGAUAAGAUAAGAUUUUGAUUUUUGAAUUGCUACAGCACUACAACAGCAUUGCUAGCAGUAUUAAACAGUAAAACUUGUUAAAUGAAAAAUGCAAUUAUGCGAGUACUUAUUGAAUAAUAAUAAUUUAUAAAACCACAGACUGAUAAUCAAAAAAAAAAGAAGAGAAAUUAAGAAGAUACAUAAAUGUGCAAUCGUCCAUUGUUGAAACAUGAAAUAUCCAACAUCGUUGACUGUUUGUGCAUCAUUAUUGACUAUAAGAUUGUUCCAUCUAUAUAUAAUUCGUUCAUGUCAUCUUCAUUUGAAUAUAUCUGCAAGGAUUUUAACAUGUGAGCCAAACCUAAACGGCAUUUCAAAUUAUACUGAUGAAGCUGAUAUAUUUUUUGAAAACCCAAAUAAGUGGCUUGAUGAGUCGUAUUCCGCUCAAAGUAAUAACAAUUUACCAACACACAUAGUUAUGUUUGAGGUACUAUCAAACACACUACAUGCAUUUUUAACUAAAGGAAAAUACAAGAAUGUUUUGUCAAUGUUUCACACCGAUUUUCCAUCUACGAGAAUUGGACGGUACAUAAAUGUGUUUUCAUGUAUUGAAUACCCUGAUCAAUAUAAUUAUUUUGAAGGUCGUUUUAGGUAAAAUAGAAUGUUGAAGGUUUUAUUAUAUUUUUAUUAACUUUUUUUUACAUUUUGGUUUUGUUAUAUAAAAGAAUAUUGAAGUUUAUAUACAUUAAUUGAAAAUUAUUAAAUCAUGUUGAAUACCUGUUACCUACCAAUAAAUGUUUAAUUUUGUUUUUAAUCAUAUAUUGUUAAGUUAUCAUGUUAAGUAUUAAAAUGAUUUAAAAUUUUCAGUAUUAAUACUUGUUGUAUUUUUUUUUUUUUAGUUAAAUUACUUUUAUAUUAUCUAAAAUAUACAGUAAAAUUACAGUGUCAACGAUGCAUAAUCAUGUGCAUAGCUGUAAACAUUUUGUGUUUACAAUUUUACAUUUAUUUUUAUCUUUCACAGUGUUUGGUGGAGCAAGGGCUAAACUACUGUGUUUCGCCUUCCGCGAUCUGAAAAUCUAGGGGCAUGAAUAUAAUAAUAUCUUAAUUAAAUUAAAAUAAAAUAAUAUUAUUUGGAUUA